Zerene cesonia (dogface butterfly) is the source of this 590-nucleotide messenger RNA. Its product is annotated as NADH dehydrogenase [ubiquinone] 1 beta subcomplex subunit 9-like. NCBI's taxonomy places the organism in Eukaryota, Metazoa, Arthropoda, Insecta, Lepidoptera, Pieridae. Bases 91 to 528 code for a protein of 145 amino acids. The record is from RefSeq and is a predicted model, not a curated record. The transcript has 3 exons. Gene Ontology annotation, biological process: mitochondrial electron transport, NADH to ubiquinone.
CGGUCUCAACUCUCAAAUUUUUAUUUUUAGUUACGAUUGACUGUUGACGUUUAUUUACAUUGAUUUAUUACAGCGCUACAAAAUACGAAAAUGUCGGUUCUACCUUUAGGAAUAAAAACACAAACACAGAAACUUCAAAGCCUCUACAAAAGAACACUGCGCAAUUUAGAAGCCUAUUAUGAUAGAAGGCAUGUGUACCGUUUCCAAGCAGUGCUGUGUCGCGAGAGGUUUGACCAGAUCUUGGCACUGAAGGACCAGCGGGAGUUCAACCGACGCCUGCAAGAGGAGGAAGAUGCUCUCUUUGCAAUCAUACAUCCCAUCCCUAAGAAGUUCGCAAAUAGCGUGGGCGGCGUGGCGUACAAGCGCGUGGUGACGCCGCCCGACUGGGUGCUGGACUACUGGCACCCGCUGGAGAAGGCGCAGUACCCCGAGUACUUCCGCCGCCGAGAGGAGCGUAAGAAGGAGUUCGUCGCCCUCUGGGAGAAGGAGUUCGGCAAACAGGAUGCCGAGGAGAAGCAGCAUCAUUGAGCCCGGCCCCACUUCUUGUAUUGUAUGUAAAUUAAUAUCCAAUUAAAUAGUUGUAUAAAGUA